UUUGCGUAGUUAAUGGUGUCACCAACCGCGGCGCCACUGUCUCAGGGCGGAGAUAAUUUCGGCAUUCUGUAUUUUUGUCAUUUUAUUUCACUUUAGUUUUGAACUUGAAGUGCUUCACCUCAUCACCUCCUCGGACCCCUCGCUUCGCAGUCAGUGACAGCACAUGUGGUUAAUAGGAGCCCGCUAGGAAUACAAUUAAAGACGGAGCAAUGUCGUUGCCAGAGACCCAACUGAGUGAUGAUGAUGGAAGCCCCAGCCCAUCACUGAUUAUGCAACAGGCGCAAGCAGAGCGACCAAUCAUGAAUAUGCAAACGGAACAUCCGUUUCAAAAUAUGCAGACAGAACUACAAAGCAAAGGAGCUGUAUUGACCAAAGCUUGGUCGGACUUGUUUAGUUUUAUCACCAGGUACCAAGCAGAACUUGUGGUGAAGGAAAAUUCUGUUGAAAUGGCGGAAAAAGAAAUCAAUAUGCGGAAAUGGCAUUUGGACGAAAUGAAACCAGUGGUGGAUGCUGGGAAUGAGGAGAUCACCAAGUUACAGGAGGAGAUUCAAACCAGUCAAAGACUGCUGAAUAGAACACAGUCAGAGCUGACUGUAAAAGAACAAAUGUUACAAAGUGUGCGAUCUGAUUUGAACUGUAAUAUGGAAAUGUUAGACAAGUCGAGGAGUGAACUUUUAGGAAAGCAGACGGAGGUUGUGCGUUAUCGUGCUGAUUUAGAACGAUUGAAAUCAGAAUUGACAAUACAACAAGAGCAGAUUUCAAUAAAAGACAAUUUAUUGAAAAAGUUACAAAAUCAGUUGAUGAAGGAGAAUGCAGAGCUGAAAGAACAGCUGGAUAAUGAAAGGCAAACUCUCGAGUUGGAACGGAACUACCAUGAACUUACAAAAAUGGAUCUGAGAAAGAGUAAAGCACUCCUUAAAUCAUCUGGUGCCACCUCCAAAGCAGUAAUAGAGAUUCCUGACUCCCCUCCGACUUUAGAUCUUUCCAUAGAACAAGAAGACUCCAGACUCUCGAAUAUCAUUUCAAUGGCUGAGGACCAGUAUCUGUCUCAUCAUAGACUUUCACAACAAGACUACAUCAUAUCUGAUAGGUUUUCAGAUCUUCCUAGUCAACGCAUUUCCCCUGCAGCAACGUCCUUGAACCAUCCAAAAAAACGAAAGAUUUCUCGAGUCUCGCCGUCGUUGACCUUGACCUCACCGAUGCAAAAGUCUUCCGACGUGUCACCAGAUUCAAUGGGAAUGUCCGACUCUCUUACUCAUGUUAAUUACAGUCCUAUGAGCAGUGCAAGUGAUACGUUCUUUCCCUUGACUGUUUCACAGGAUGAGGAAAAUAAAAGUGGAAUCGAUCCUGCUGCUGGUGCUAUGAUGAUGGACACGCAGCGUGACCUAGGUAUGAUGCCAGGCACGCCUAGUUCAGGGGCAAGUGACAGUAAUCAGGGCCCCCCUGUGCCGAUAUCUGGGCCGAUCCCGGCUGCAGGAAUGUCAGUGUCACCUGGAGGAUUGGGAGGAGAUGGAAAGUUCACUACUGUUGUUCAAAGGAUGUGUGGCUAUAACAUCAUAAAAUGCGACAUUUGUGGAAAGAUUUUCGCAGCUCCAUCACUUCUGAAGAUUCAUAUGAGAACACACACAAAGGAGCGGCCGUUUGAAUGCAGUGUUUGUGGAAAGUCGUUCGGGCAUAAACACCAUCUGAAACGGCAUUUUCUGGCACAUGGUGAUGUCUAAAUCUAAAAUAUACUGAUUUUGUACUGUAGAAUCUCUCUGAAGAGAGAGGUGAGUCUUAUCAUGGAUCUUGUCAGUUUAUCAUGUGAUUCUGGUAUCUAUCAAUCAUUGCAGUUUGCUUGUGAUGUCCAAAGGAUGUGUGGCUAUGAAGUCCUACAUGAUGUUUGCUUCUAUUCAUAUUUUGAUAUCCUUGAUAAAUGUGCAGGACAACCAAGUGAUUGUGAAGACCAAAAGAUUGGUACCAUUGACAAGUUCUAGUUGGCAGCACUUGCAACUAAUGAUGGAGCAAUCACCUGUCUCUGAGCUGGUUGUGACAUAAAAUCAGAAUUGUAACAGCUACUGUCAUCAGCUUGGUUGUGACAUGGUCUCUACAGGGAGUCAUACAAGACAUAUGCCUUCCCAAGUCAUAUAGCACCCUAUAUUGACAGAGACACAUACAAAAAGAUCAGCUGUAUCUGAAAUUUUGAAUAAAUAUAUCUGUAAUGAAGUCCUACAUGAUGUUUGCUUCUAUUCAUAUUUUGAUAUCCUUGUUAAAUGUGCAGGACAACCAAGUGAG
Messenger RNA from Lineus longissimus, 2274 nucleotides. RefSeq names its product homeotic protein spalt-major-like. Gene Ontology annotation, biological process: regulation of transcription by RNA polymerase II; embryo development. Gene Ontology annotation, molecular function: RNA polymerase II cis-regulatory region sequence-specific DNA binding; DNA-binding transcription factor activity, RNA polymerase II-specific. Gene Ontology annotation, cellular component: nucleus. The record is from RefSeq and is a predicted model, not a curated record. Bases 210 to 1721 code for a protein of 503 amino acids. The transcript has 4 exons. NCBI's taxonomy places the organism in Eukaryota, Metazoa, Nemertea, Pilidiophora, Heteronemertea, Lineidae.